Musa acuminata subsp. malaccensis (wild Malaysian banana) is the source of this 1654-nucleotide messenger RNA. RefSeq lists its product as uncharacterized. Gene Ontology annotation, molecular function: protein-folding chaperone binding. Lineage: Eukaryota; Viridiplantae; Streptophyta; Magnoliopsida; Zingiberales; Musaceae. Gene Ontology annotation, cellular component: cytosol. The record is from RefSeq and is a predicted model, not a curated record.
UGGCUACGCCAAGGCGUUGGAGGCGACGCCCAUCUGCUCUGCCUAUUCCUCCCUCCCAAUGCACUCCAAUCCCCGCUUUCCAUCCUUAAAUUCGACUCCUAUGUUCCUUAAUCCGAAACUAAUCGAAAGAUUUCGGGAUCUAUUCACGUCCGUGGCAAAAGUUUCGGUUCUUUUGGGUUGAUUACAUCCCGACGCUUGAAGAGAUCCGCAAAGUUGGUGCAUUUUUCCUGUUCUUGCGAAGAACUAAUCGGAAUCCACCGGAUCGGCGCUGAAAGGAGGGAUUUUUGGGAGCACCAAGCGGGAAUUAGAGAGAUUGAAGUGGAGGGUGCCGUUUGUUUUGGUAUUGGUGUUGCCUGUUCGUGGGUUUGUUCGAUGCUCGGAUCGAAAUGGGCGUGGAUUACUACAACAUAUUGAAGGUGAAUCGCAAUGCCACCGAUGAUGACCUCAGGAAGUCGUACCGGCGGCUGGCAAUGCGGUGGCACCCUGACAAGAACCCUAGCAAUAAGAAGGAGGCGGAGGCCAAAUUCAAGCAGAUGUCCGAGGCCUACGAGGUACUAAGUGAUCCUCAUAAACGGGCAAUAUAUGAUCAGCAUGGUGAAGAGGGCUUGAAGGGCAUGCCCCCUCCUGGUUCACAAAGUGCAGCAUCUAAUGGCUCGAGUGGUCCUAGUAACUUCCAGUUUAAUCCUCGGGAUGCUGAAGAUAUCUUUGCUGAAAUUUUUGGGAGCAGCAGCCCUUUUGGUUUUGAGUCUAUGAACCGUUCAAAGUCCGUGAGGUUCCAAAAAGAUGGAAGUGGAACUUUUGGUGGCUUUGGUAGGACAGAUAGCACCUACAGGUCAUAUGCUGAGGGAGCUGGUCCUAGUGGCAGCCAGACACGGAAAGCACCAGUUGUGGAGAACCAUCUGGUGUGCAGCCUUGAAGAUCUCUACAUGGGAUCAAAAAGAAAGAUGAAGAUAUCUAGAAAUGUCUCACGACCCAAUGGACGAUUGGUGCCAGAAACAGAGAUCUUAACAAUUGAAAUCAAGCCUGGAUGGAAAAAAGGCACCAAGAUAACUUUUCCUGGCAAAGGCAACGAGCAAGUGAACCAACUCCCAGCAGACCUUGUCUUUAUCAUUGAUGAGAAGCCGCAUGAUGUGUACAAGAGAGAUGGCAGUGAUCUCAUUGUUCACCAAGAGAUCUCACUGGUCGAUGCGCUCGCAGGGACCACAAUAAACCUCACAACCCUCGACGGGCGUGAUUUGGCAAUCAAUGUGAGUAAUGUAGUGUACCCUGGCCAUCAACUUAUUAUCACAGAGGAAGGGAUGCCAAUCGCGAAGGAGCCAGGGAAGAAGGGCAACUUAAUUAUCAAGUUUGAUGUGAAGUUCCCAUCUAGGUUGACGCCGCAGCAACAGGCAGAUAUCAGACGUGUUCUGGGAGCUUGAUCACGAAAAAUACAAGAUGUUUUCUUUGCAGAAAAGGCUUUCAUCGCCAAUCUCCAAACAAUCUACCAAAUUCUUGGUUCUUUUUUGUUUAUGGAAGUUGAACUUAUGUUCUUCGUUAGGUUAUCAAUCUCUGUUAUCUUUGUAACCCCAAGUUAAGGCAACAGUAGAUGUUGUUGGUAAAAGCUUAUCCUAUGUUGAUGUUUUUGACUGCAUUACAAGAACUGUAUCGGUUUUAA